AUGCCCAACCCGUCGCCGCCCUUGUCGGCCUCCUCAUCUGUUGAGCGCCAGUACCAUGUAAACGGCAGGGCAGCCGUGGUCGCCUCGCGUGAGAGGGGCCCAGGCACACCUAGGAAGGAGAAGCAGGGCCCCAGAGAGAGCUCCGCGUUGCAAGAUCCAGGAUUGAAGGACUAUCGGUUGGGAGAGUGCCUCGGAAAGGGAGCUUUUGGUUCCGUUUACAAGGCCUUCAAUUGGGGGACGGGCGAGGCCGUUGCUGUCAAGCAGAUCAAACUUGCUGAUCUGCCAAAGAGCGAGCUUCGCAUGAUCGAGUCCGAGAUUGAUCUUUUAAAGAACUUACAUCAUGACAAUAUUGUCAAGUACAUUGGUUUUGUAAAGUCGGCUGACUGUCUCAACAUUAUACUUGAGUAUUGUGAAAAUGGCUCUCUUCAUUCGAUUUGCAAGUCUUAUGGCAAGUUUCCCGAAAAUCUGGUUGGUGUCUACAUGACCCAGGUCUUGCAAGGCCUGCAGUAUCUCCAUGACCAGGGAGUCAUUCAUCGGGACAUCAAAGGCGCCAAUAUCCUUACCACCAAAGAUGGGACGGUCAAGCUCGCGGACUUCGGAGUUUCCACGAGCACCCUCGCUGGUGGACAAGACAAGGAAGCCCAGGUCGUUGGCACACCUUAUUGGAUGGCACCUGAAAUCAUCCAGCUUUCCGGUGCCAGUCCUGCGUCUGAUAUUUGGAGUGUGGGAUGCACAGUAAUUGAGUUACUUCAGGGCAAACCUCCGUAUCACAACCUCGCGGCCAUGCCCGCGCUAUUUGCUAUUGUCAACGAUGAUCAUCCGCCAUUACCCGAGGGUAUCUCUCCGGCUGCGCGAGACUUCUUGAUGCAAUGCUUCCAGAAAGAUCCAAAUCUCAGAGUCACGGCAAGAAAGCUUUUACGGCACGCAUGGAUUAUCGGGUGCCGAAGAAGCGAUGCGCCCGUAUCUAAGGCGCCGGCCAAUUUCAGUCAAGCUGUGGAGGAAGUAAAGCAGUGGAACAAAGCCCUCAAGUCCUCCGAGACCUCGCUCAGGGCGUCCACUGGUUCUGACAGUGGAGUUCCCGGGCUGCAAGGACAUCCUGGGUCUAGAUUCAACGCCAACGAACCGCUGCGUCCGAGCCUAAUGAUACAGCCGAAGGGUCCGUUAGCCCUCGCAAAACCGAGACGAACACCUGAAGCCUUCAGGUCCCCCGAGCUUGCAGGUGAGCUUUAUCGUCUUCCCCGGGUGGUUAAACGGGGGACGCAUAUUGACUUGCGACUAGAUGAUGACAACUGGGAUAAUGACUUCGCCACAGCUAUCUCACCAAGUGCCCUGCAACUGCCCCAUCUGAAACCUCAAGACAAUUUUGGAGGUUUGCUGUCUGCUGAUAAACUCAAGGCCUUUGCAUCAAUUACGGAUUCUCGCAACGAUUCUGAGAGCUAUGAUGACGACUUUGAAGGGGAGCUUAUGACUAUCAAGGGGCCACGGUUUAACGAUAUCGACUACCAGGAGCAGACCCUUCGUCCCACACCCCGUAAGAAGAGCGACAAAUAUGUAGAGCCGAUAAAGCUGCAAUCUCCGCCGAAGCCUAGCCCCCGGAAACACUCUAGAAAUUCGUCUCGUCCCAAGUCUCCAAGCAAACCGCAGCUAGGCCAUAGCAAGUUCGAGAUCCCUGCUCCUCCUGACUUUGCGUACCGAGAGCCAAACGUAGACGACUACUCAGACCUGUUCUUUGAUAAUGAUGUUGUAUUCAGCGACAACAAGCUGAACCCCUUUGUUAAGAAGCAGGUGGACUCACCUCAACUUUUCCAUCCUUCUGAUCUUACAAGCUUGCCCCGCUCGACACAAUCACCGUUGGUAGGAAGCUCAAGAAGGCCGACCGGUCAGAAGCUGCGCCCAUCUGUGCUGCCGGAUCGUCCCAUGCGAAGAAGCCGGUCCUCCAUUGAGAUUCAAAAAUUUGCCGAGGAUGAGGGUGACGAGGACUUUUCGGAUAUUUUUGGUCCUGAGGAUGCGGUGACAGAAAGAGAAGAGAGUGAUAGAGGCUCGGAGGAUGGUGGCCUCAUGCUGCUUUCAAAACUCUCGAACAACUCAUGGCUUGGAGACGAUGAAGAUGAGGACGACCCCUUUGCUUCCAUGGACCCAGGCUGGGAUGAGAUGGACCUAGAGGCGAACAUCGCCAGGGAUAGACACGCGCGUCUUGCGGAGAAGGUUGAAGAGCUGGUUCGGUCUCUGAAGACGACCGAAGGGGAGGAGAGGCUCUGUGAACUGUCCGAAGACCUAUUCACGCUGCUAUGGGAGAACGGUGACGUUAAGGAUCUAAUUCUUAGCGCUCACGGCUUGUUACCUAUUUUGGAGAUUCUCGAGCCUUGCACGGUCAAGAGCAAACAGCAAAUGAUUCUGGCGCUCUUAAAAGUCGUCAACACUAUCAUUCUGGACGACGUCGAGAUUCAGGAGAACUUGUGCUUUGUUGGCGGCAUUCCAAUCAUCACCAAGUUCUCGGCUCGCCAGUAUUCAAACGAGAUUAGACUGGAAGCCGCUGCUUUCGUCCGCCAGAUGUACCAGACGUCGACAUUGACAUUGCAGAUGUUUGUUAGUGCUGGCGGACUCAACGUUUUGGUCGAGUUUUUGGACGAAGACUUUGACGAUGCACGGGACUUGGUCUUGAUUGGCGUCAACGGCAUUUGGAACGUGUUUGAGCUCCAAGGACCUACUCCGAAGAACGACUUUUGCAGAAUCUUCUCCAGAAGCAAGAUUUUAUACCCACUGGCACUGGUACUUCAUAGAGUUCUCGAUGAGGAAGGCGAAGACGAGCUCUCUGAGCUCAUCGAGGGCCGAAUUGUCAACAUCUUUUACCUCUUUUCACAGGCCGAGAACUACGUAAAAGAGGUUGUGGCCGAUCGUCAGGUGUUGAAGAGCGUUUUGAAAGAUUUGCGACGCAUGACACCCAACCACCAAAUCACGAUGCUCAAGUUCAUCAAGAACCUGUCGAUGCUGUCUACAACGAUUGAAACACUCCAUACAGCUGAUGCUAUUGAUUUCCUCAUUGAUGUUCUCAGCUACAGCAUGAAGAAGGGACACAGCCACUUCCGAGAGAUCUCUAACCAGGUCUUGAACACUCUUUUCAACCUGUGCCGCCUGAGCAAGGAGCGACAGGAAGACGCCGCCGUUGGCGGUAUAAUCCCCCUCUUGAUGAAGAUUAUGCAGACCGACCGUCCGCCAAAGGAGUUUGCCCUACCAAUCCUCUGCGAUAUGGCUCAUUCAGGAAGCAAGGGCCGCAGAUACCUGUGGCAAAACAAGGGCCUGGACUUUUACGUAUCCCUCCUGGCGGACCAAUACUGGCAGGUCACAGCCCUGGAUGCCAUCUUCAUAUGGCUUCAGGAAGAAACAGCAAAGGUUGAAAGCCAUCUUCUUGACGGGAAGUUCACAGACGCAAUUGUCGCCUGCUUUCACACAAAUAAACUAAACUCUUUUGACGCCAACCUCUUGGAGCCUCUGCUGAAGCUCCUGCGAUUGAGCCCCUCGAUCGCCGGCUCGCUAGCGAAACCUGAGAUGUUUGCCGGUAUUGGCCAGAGACUUGGACACAAGAAGGCCGUCGUCAGACUCAACCUCCUCCGUCUUGUUCGCAACAUCAUGGACGCAUGCGAUCCAGAGAUGCUCGGCAUGGGCAACGGCAGCAGUUCUCUAAACAUCAAGCAAGUGCGGUCCCUUUUCGAUGCUAUUCAAACGCUGGCGGAGAAGGACUCUGCCGUGCUGGUGCGCAACCUCGCGUCGGAGUUGGUCAAGGCAAACAACGAGAGCGAGCUUUACGAUAUGCCUUCAGACAGGAAGGGCUCAUCUGGCUCGGUAUCCUCCCGACGUUCAGGGUCCGGGCCUAGACGCAAGUCUUCAUAUACACCUCCUGGGCUGCAUUCAGCCAUGUCGAUGCCAGUUACGCCCACGCAAUCUCACUCACGUCACCCUCGGCUAUCUCAAAUGGCGUCUGGAUCUAAUGCCGCGUUCAUUGAAGUUGCGGCUAGCCCACGCCGGACGGCUGUGCAGGAGCGGGAGGCUAUCCUUUAUCGUCCAAGGAGCAGAGACGGCGCCAUGAUGCUUCCCAGACGCGUGAGUGGUGAUACGUCUGCGGGCAUGCCUAAUGGCCCAUCAGCGAGUAGGAGCCGACUCACUCGACAAUCCUUUGCGCGGCCUACCAGCUCUAGUUCAUCCGGACAGCCUCCCUUGGUGAGACCAGAGAGUUCAAUGUCGAACAAGGAAAACUUCAGCAGAAAUCCGUCAGCCGUUUCCGCACCCGCUGCAUCGCCAGCCCCCUCAACAAGUGCCGGCGGAAAACGACGCAGGGCCCCUAGUUCCGACGUUAAAUGGCCAUGA
Messenger RNA from Colletotrichum truncatum, 4362 nucleotides. The record is from RefSeq and is a predicted model, not a curated record. NCBI's taxonomy places the organism in Eukaryota, Fungi, Ascomycota, Sordariomycetes, Glomerellales, Glomerellaceae.